AAUUUAACUCUAAAAUAGAAUUGAAUUUAACUCUUUCUUUUUCCUUUUUUUUUUUUUAGAAAUAUAAUAUACUAGUACUACAUAGACGAAAAAAUAUUGACUCAAUUCUUAUUACUCUAAAAUUUUAUUUUCUCUUAUCUUCUCCUUCAAUCGCCGCCGAUGGAUUGGCAAGGACAAAAGCUAGUGGAGCAAUUGAUGCAGAUACUUCUUGUGAGCUUUGCUGUGGUCGCGUUCCUCACAGGUUAUGUGUUAGGCUCGUUCCAAACUAUGCUGUUAACGUACGCUGGUGGUGUUGUCUUUACAGCCCUUGUCACCAUACCCAACUGGCCUUUCUUUAAUCGCAAUCCUCUCAAUUGGUUGGACCCAAGUUUAGCUGAAAAGCAUCCCAAACCAGUGUCUGCUAACUCCGGUUCCAAGAAGAAGAGCACUAAGAAGUAAGAUCAUUCGACUGACAUUUCACUCGGUCCUCUUACAGCGAACUGUUAUGAUGUAUCAAUCGAAUACAGUUGAUGGUUUUUCGAUAUGAGCUGAACGUUUUCUGCUCUCGGUGAAUUUUGCAGUGCUAUAAGAAGGAUUUAGUUUUGAUCUCUUUUA
Capsicum annuum is the source of this 594-nucleotide messenger RNA. Its product is annotated as signal peptidase complex subunit 1. Gene Ontology annotation, cellular component: endoplasmic reticulum membrane; signal peptidase complex. Gene Ontology annotation, biological process: protein targeting to ER. Bases 160 to 438 code for a protein of 92 amino acids. The record is from RefSeq and is a predicted model, not a curated record. NCBI's taxonomy places the organism in Eukaryota, Viridiplantae, Streptophyta, Magnoliopsida, Solanales, Solanaceae. The transcript is spliced from 2 exons.